This is a messenger RNA of Punica granatum (pomegranate), 884 nucleotides long. Lineage: Eukaryota; Viridiplantae; Streptophyta; Magnoliopsida; Myrtales; Lythraceae. The record is from RefSeq and is a predicted model, not a curated record.
GAGCUAGUUGAGGCCAAGCUACUACUGAGUUUUAGAAGCGUUGCAGAUUGAGAAGUAGCCCAGGGAAACAAGCUCCUGCGGGUCUUCUCUAAUGUGAAGGAAUUAACUCUAUCUUACCCGAUUCUAGAGGACCUUGCCACAAGAUAUGAGCUUCCUCUGUUCAGUAAUAUGAUCAAGUUCACAUCGGAUUUGAUAAAUUCUACAACUGUUAAGGGCCUUUGGGCGAUACUGAGAAGAUCUCCUCAUCUUCAAAGCCUCUACCUUAAACUGGGAUUCAAGUACUAUUCGGAAAAUGGGAGAGAAGAGUUGCUGCACCAAGUGCCUUCGUGUUUCCUCACAGAGCUCACAAAGAUAUCUGUCAAGUUUUGCAAUGGGAUAAAUGGUCCUGAAGAGCUCUACAUGGUUGGGGUUUUCCUUGAGAAGGCUGUGGCUUUGAGAGAAAUGGUUAUCCAAUUUCCCGAGGACUAUGUGGACAAGGAGAAUCAGCUGCAGAGUUUACGUAAGUUUCCCAAGGGAUCAAAGGAAUAUCGAAUUUCAUUGCAACCACAAUCUAGGAGUUGAGAUUGGAAACCUUGGAGGAUUAGUUUAGGCCAUCAUAAUAUAUAGAUGCAAGAGUCGAAGGGGCAAUUCAACUUCUAUUGGUACUUUUGUUCAACUUUUUUUGGUACUUUUGUUCAACUUUUUUUGGUACUUUUGUCAGGUAUCACUUUGUUUAGUUAUGUACUUUGCAAGUCUGAUGUGAUUUUGUCCUUAGAGGCACAACAGAGGAAAUAUGCAAUCUAGAAUCCUUUGUCUAGAAGAGGUUCUUGUACUAAACUAAGUAUUGGGAAAAGAAACUGGUAAAUUCUUAGGAGCUUAAAUGAAUGAAUUCUUAUGAAUAUUUC